This is a messenger RNA of Ictidomys tridecemlineatus (thirteen-lined ground squirrel), 5075 nucleotides long. It is a transcript of the gene Gper1, whose product is annotated as G protein-coupled estrogen receptor 1. Gene Ontology annotation, molecular function: G protein-coupled receptor activity; nuclear estrogen receptor activity. Gene Ontology annotation, biological process: G protein-coupled receptor signaling pathway; nuclear receptor-mediated steroid hormone signaling pathway; cellular response to estradiol stimulus. Lineage: Eukaryota; Metazoa; Chordata; Mammalia; Rodentia; Sciuridae. The record is from RefSeq and is a predicted model, not a curated record. Gene Ontology annotation, cellular component: membrane; Golgi apparatus.
CACACCUGGGUUCCUAAUGAGGUCACUGUCUCUGAAAGAUAGCGGCUGGGAAGGCUGGGAGGGCUGGGAGAUGAAUAACUGCUGAGGGUGUUUUGGAGAGGCACUCAGCUCCAUAAAUAACCCCACACGCCCCCACCUUAUGAAUGACCCCUGAGGCUUAGGUCACCCAGCAGCCUAGCACCACAAAGGCCCAAGCACUGCCAGAGAGGAGAACCAAGAGUGGGGGGCCGGCAACGCUGAACGUGGGCUUGCUCGGACUGUGCCACUAAGUCUUGCCCAAGGGAUAUCCAUUGUCAUAGGAAGGAGCAGGACCCUGGUUACCACGAAGUGUCCAGACUAUUCCACACCUGCUCCCUGUCCAGGCUCCUAUGAGGGCUUCUGAAGUGAGAAACUAUCUUAUUUGACUGGCGUUUGUUCUCUAUGCAUUAGCCAGUAUUAGCUGCUCCCAAAUUUAACUAGAUGCCAUCUGACCUUAUUGGAUUCCCUGUUAAGUUCCCUCCAUUCACACUAUCCUAUCCCAGAUGAACAGAAACUGAAAAACCCACAAGAACGUCAACUCCACAAGGCAAGAAGGAGGCGGACAUGGCACACUGGCCUGUCCUCCCUGCGAGGCCACUCACACUGCUUCUCUGAGCUCUAUCCAUCAGUAAAUGGAGGCCAGAGCCAGCCCCAGAUACAAAGGAGGGCUCCCUAGACAGCACACGCAGAGCACCAUGUGCAGACAGCACCAGGAAGCCUCAUCUAAUGUCAGACUUAAAAAUGACAGCAGCUCUUCAGACUUUCCAGAAACUUCCACAGCUCCCACCCACCCCUCUCCAUGCAAAUGUCAAGUAGGAGCCCUGGGACUGAAAUGCCUGCCCUCUGGGCCCUGUCCCUGAACUAGUUAAUUGGGUGACUGUGCCUGUACUUUAAUGGAGAGGCUGGGCUUCAAGCAAGAUGGCUACGUCACAAUUCAGCUGCCCAUUCUCCACCUCAAGCAUGAGCUCAGAGUCAGGCCCUUGACCACCUGCAGCAAACCCACCAGGACUUGCAAAGUGGCAGCCUCAGGACUACAAGGAGCCAGAAGCCUCUUACAACUCCAGCAAGUGGCCAAGCCCUGAGCCCUGAGCCAUGGGUUUGCAAGAGCAGGGAGUGGCUAUUUUUAAGUGGCAUGCCUCGGCUAUUUCGAGGUUUAGGUUUUAUUUUAUUUAUUUAAUUCAAGAGGAAGCUGCACUUUCUCAUGACUUGUUUCUUUCAAAAUGGUGUCGUGGGCAUUCUUAAUGUUGAAAUCAUCUUGACUUUGCAGCUGGUCAAAAGAUGGAGAGCCAAUCAGCUCUUUAUUUUAUCAUGCCAUUCAAAUUUUUAAAAGUUAACAUAUUAAGAGUCCGAAUUUCUACAGUUCUUCACCAGAGGAUUAGUAUUUUUCCACAAAAAUUUUAAGACGGUCCUCUGUUUUAAAAUAUGCAUACAUUUCCCAAGAUAUCUGUAAGAUUUUAAGUCAGCAUCAUACGGAACACCUUGAAGUGCAUUUUCAACAGGCUCUAUAGAGAAGAGAAAGCUCACGGGGCAGCAAGUGGCCGGGCCCACAUUCACGGAGGUGCAUGGCACUGUCAGGGUCCCACCUGCAAGGGUGCCUGCCUCUCCAAGCCUGUGGCAGCACUGAGGGAGGAGGAUGCGCUGGCUCCCACUUACCCUCAACCACAGCCACCUUGUUGUUCAGUGCAUAAAAGGUCACUCAGUGUUCAAGUUCACAGCUCCAAAAAAAAUCAAAAGAUAAAAAGACACUAAGAAGGAAGCAUAAAUAAGAUCACCUAAAAUGUAAUUUAUGAGCCAGGGCAGCUCAGGCCUGUGGUACCCAAGAGCCUUGGACAGUGCCUGGUACUGGUCUCUGCUCUGGAGCUGCAUGGCCAAUCUUCCUCCAAAAUUGAGGACAAACUCCAACAAUAGGAGGUGGGAAGUCAGAGAUGGCAGCCAGAUACACAGCCAUUCGGUCACUAGGACUUUGGGAGCGGGAGUGAUGGUAGGGAAGACCUGAUCAGGCAUCCAUGCCCCAGACGGCUCCCAAGCAGCAGAGGAGAGAAGGGUGGUCAAUGAUUAGAGCAGAAAGCCACCUGUUUUACCGAUUUCUUACCAAAUACCUGCUACUUCUUGUGUUUAAAUUUCUUCCCACAAAUGUCUUGGUGAAGUCAUAAAUUCUCUAUGUAUUAUUCACAUGCUUAUUACUAUGUUAACUUUUGAAAUUCAGUGUUUAGUUUUAAAGCCAGUAAGCUGCUAAAAGAAGAAAGAAUACUGUUGCUUGUUUCAACAAAUGAUCAUAAUAUCUAUUAUAAUCCCUUCAAACUAAAAAAAAAAGAGAGAGAGAAAGAAAAAAAGGUGUCACUGGGUGAAGAAAACCAGUCACACUGGAAACUUCCAUAAAACCAUGCUUAGUGGGGCUGUGUUCAUUGUUAGAGUGUGGGGGAAAAAGGCCAGCAAAAAAAGGGUUAAUGCUGGCCUUCAAGGGAGCGGCCAGAGCCCAGUGAGCAGCCCUGGGAAGCCUAUAAAGCCGGCCCAGUGCCAAGGGGACCAGACUGCGCCUCAGACAGCCACAGGAGCUGGUUCAAGAGCUUCCUGGGGAACCUUCCCGCCAGGCCUCCCUGGAGGGGUCUUCUCUUUUUCUCUCCCACUGAUUCCUUGCAAGUCCAGGAUCCUACUACUGCAGGCAAGUACCAAGUGUGCCUCCAGCAAACCCCCGAGGGGUGCAAGAGAACCCAAGCAGCUCAGCUCAGGGACAACCAUCUCCCCAAGACAACGAAACCUAGAGUUCUGGCCUCUCUCUACUGCUCUGUGACCUACGACACCUCAGCUCUGUCCUGUCCUGUAUGCCUCUCCUUGGUGUCCAGAUGGUAAGUGUGUACAGCGUCUUCCAGCCAUGAGCCAGCUCCGCCGACCAGAGUGCCAAGCGCCCCACUAGCCACGAGCCGGCUUCUGCUGCAGACCAACUGCACCUGUGCAUUCAACUUUCUACAGCUGUCAAACCCAAAUGUCCAUCUCUCUGCAGAGAGAAUCAUCUCUCUCUCUAAAGAUGGAGCCACCGCUGCAAACUGAUUUCUGUGACCCUUCUGGCAAAUGCUGAAGACAGCACAGUGGCAACAUGGAUGUGACCUCUCCAGCCCACACUUUUGGCAUGGAGAUUUACCCACGUACCACACAGCUGGCAGACUCCAACAGCACCUCCCCAGAACUCAACCUGUCUCUUCCGCUACAAGGCACUGCCCUGGUGAACCAGACGGGGGACCUCUCUGAGCACCAGCAGUAUGUCAUUGGCCUCUUUCUCUCCUGUCUUUACACCAUCUUCCUGUUUCCCAUUGGUUUUGUGGGGAACAUUCUGAUCCUGGUGGUGAACAUCAGUUUCCGUGAGAAGAUGACGAUCCCCGACCUGUACUUCAUCAACCUCGCGGCCGCAGACCUCAUCCUGGUGGCCGACUCUCUGAUCGAGGUAUUCAACCUGGACGAGCAGUACUAUGACAUUGCCGUGCUCUGCACCUUCAUGUCUCUCUUCCUGCAGAUCAACAUGUACAGCAGUGUCUUCUUCCUCACCUGGAUGAGCUUUGACAGGUACAUCGCACUGGCAAAAGCCAUGCGCUCCAGUCUCUUCCGAACGAAGCACCAUGCCAGGCUGAGCUGCGGUCUCAUCUGGAUGGCCUCCGUCUCGGCCACCCUGGUGCCCUUCACGGCAGUCCACCUGCAGCACACGGAGGAGGUCUGCUUCUGCUUUGCGGACGUCAGGGAGGUGCAGUGGCUGGAGGUCACCCUGGGGUUCAUCAUUCCCUUCGCCAUCAUCGGGCUCUGCUACUCCCUCAUCGUCCGUGUCCUUAUCAAAGCCCACAAGCACCGAGGCCUGCGCCCCCGGAGGCAGAAAGCGCUCCGCAUGAUCUUCGCCGUGGUCCUGGUCUUCUUCAUCUGCUGGCUGCCAGAAAACGUCUUCAUCAGCGUCCACCUCCUGCAGCGCACCCAGCCGGGGGCUGCUCCCUGCAAACAGUCCUUCCGCCAUGCCUACCCCCUGACCGGCCACAUUGUCAACCUCGCAGCUUUCUCCAACAGCUGUCUGAACCCCCUCAUCUACAGUUUCCUCGGGGAGACCUUCAGGGACAAACUGAGGCUGUACGUGGAGCAGAAGACAAACCUGCCAGCUCUGAACCGCUUCUGCCACGCCGCCUUGAAGGCAGUCAUUCCGGACAGCACUGAGCAGUCGGAUGUCAAGUUCAGCAGUGCUGUGUGACAGGCCUCCCCGGCAGGGACCCAGCUGUGGCACUAGUCACAAGGACUGUACACACCCAGGGCAAGGUGGGCCGGAGGCACAGGUCAGUGCCUCACGAGGGUCGCCCCGUCUGGGUUGCUGGGGAACCUCGCUCCAGCCCUUCCUGAUUUCAUCCUGCUCACAGACUUGCACCCAUCCCAGUGCUCACGACCAUAGGUCAUGUGACCCUGACCUCCAAGGACACCAGAACCAGCUUAUCACUCAGCUCUCUCUACUGUACUAUUUCCCCAGUGGAAAGUGAUUCUGCCAUUGACCAAAAGCCAAAAGGCGGGAGGCCUUCUGGGUGAAGCAUCUUAGUUACAGAUAAAUCCACAGCACACCUGAAACCCAGGGGGAAAAGGAAGUCUGGAGACAGAAUCUGCUCAACAGACCUAAACUGGAUCUGAUGUCUGAGAUAUGCAACUCACUGUGCACAUGCAAACUAGUCCACCCUGAGUCAAAGGGGAAAAGAAAAAAGUGUCCUGUACACACCUGAGCAUCCUUCAUCUCUAGGAAUGCUGCACUCAUGCCUGCCCCCGGCUCCCGCUCCUAACACCCGAGAGACCUGCAUGGAGCUAGAAAGGGUCUCAUUUAAUGAAAUACCUGCUCGGAGAUGUGUUUAGACAUGCAUUUGUUUACAACAGACUUGCAAUUAUGUGAAUGUGGGAUGAGACCACGAGAACUGCGUGCAGUUAAUGGGAUACACGGAGAAAUACUCUGGCGUGUAUGGUUGAAAAAUCUGUCUCUACAAAAUAAUAGUGAGAACAAAGAUGAUGGCAACUUUAGCAGUUCCCAAUAAAAUAUAUUUAAAAACAAA